ACUGCCACACACACAGGCACAAACACGAAACAGCUGGCGGCGUAGCAAAAGAAUCCGUCACAAAAACACGGGAAGAAGGGACGAAAGAAGAGGGACUUUUAUUUUGAUUUCGUUGGCCAAAUUGAGUAAUGGCCGGACUCCUUCACCUGACCAAACAGUGCAGCCUCCAUCUACCCGUUCAGUACGGUCGCCUGAAAUGCUACACCGCUGCUAAGGGAGCCCACGUGCAGGCUAGAGUGCUGUACUCCUCGCUGGCCAAGGCUGAUGACCAGACUGCCAGCAGCGAUGGCAAGCGGAAGAAGAUCACUCCCUUUACCCCCACGCCGGGCAGCAAGCUCCUAGGAGGUGUCUUCGGCAAAAAAGCCAAAGGUGGAGCCCCUCCAGAAACAACAGCAACGGCAGCAACGCUACAGCGGCAGCACCCACAACGACAACAAUUACGACUAUGUCACGUUCAUAUAGGCAGUGGCAGUGGCGAUGGCAGCUCGGGACUGGGAAAGCUGGAUGCACCAGAGGUCACCUCCAAGGAUAUGCUGCGCGCUAUGAUGGCGUACAUUUGGCCCAAGGAGGAUCCCCUUGUGAGAAAAAGAGUGGGCAUUUCCCUAGGCCUGCUGGCUGGCUCCAAGCUCUUGACUGUCUGCGUUCCCUUCAUGUUCAAAGGAGCAAUAGACACCAUGACAACCCUGAACAUGGACACCGCUCCAGAUGCAGUGCUCUCGGCAGCCACUGCCCUGCUGCUGGGAUAUGGCAUUGCCCGAGCCAGUGCCGCGGGCUUCAAUGAGCUGCGCAAUGCCGUGUUCGCCAAGGUGGCCCACCACUCUAUCCGUAAGAUUGCCAGCAAUGUGUUCCUCCACCUGCACAACCUGGAUUUGGCCUUCCAUCUAAACAAGCAAACCGGCGCCUUGUCGAAGACCAUAGACCGAGGCUCGAGGGGCAUUAACUUUGUGCUCUCCGCCAUGGUCUUCAACAUUGUGCCCACCAUCUUCGAGCUGGCUCUCGUGUCCAGCAUUUUGGGUGUGAAAUGCGGCCUGGCCUUUGCCGGCGUAAGCAUGGGCUGCGUGGGCAUCUACGCCUUGUACACGCUCAGCGUGACCCAGUGGAGGACCCAGUUCCGGGUGUACAUGAAUCAGGCGGAGAACGAGGCCGGCAACAAGGCGGUGGAUUCGCUGAUCAACUACGAGACGGUGAAGUACUUCAACAACGAAAAGUACGAGGCGGGCUGCUACAAUGAGGUGCUGAAGAAGUACGAGACGGCCAGCCUCAAGACCAGCUCUAGCUUGGCGUUGCUUAACUUUGGCCAGAAUGCCAUCUUCAGCAGCGCUCUUAGUUUGAUUAUGGUGCUGGCCGCCAAGGAGAUAGCCCAGGGUAACAUGACAGUGGGCGAUCUGGUCAUGGUCAAUGGCCUGCUCUUCCAGCUUUCGAUCCCGCUGGGAUUUCUGGGCAGUGUGUAUCGCGAGGUGCGGCAGGCUUUGCUGGACAUGCAGGCCAUGUUCACGCUAAUGAACGUGGACAGUCGCAUCCAGACGGCGGCCAAUGCCCAGCCUUUGUUUGUGGACAACAGCAACUCCUCGAUUGAGUUCCGCAAUGUGAGCUUUGAGUAUGAGCCGGGAAAGCCCAUCUUCCGGGAUCUCUCGUUUACGAUUCCAGCUGGCAAGAACGUGGCUAUUGUCGGAGGCUCUGGCUCAGGGAAAUCCUCAAUGGUUCGUCUGCUCUUCCGGUUUUUUGAGCCCAACUCUGGCAAGGUUCUGAUUGGUGGGCAGGACAUCAGCGCCGUGGACCUGGAGAGUCUGCGCAAGGCUAUUGCUGUGGUGCCACAGGACUCGGUGCUGUUUCACAAUACCAUUGAGCACAACAUCCACUAUGGCAACCUGACCAAAUCGCAUGCUGAGGUGGAAAAUGCUGCCCGCAUGGCCGACCUGCAUGACUCCAUUAUGUCCUGGCCGGCUCAGUAUGGCACCCAGGUGGGCGAGCGAGGCUUGAAGCUCUCUGGUGGCGAGAAGCAGCGCGUGGCCAUUGCCCGAGCCAUACUCAAGAACACGCCCAUUCUGAUCUUUGACGAGGCUACCAGCAGUCUGGACUCUAUCACAGAACAUAAUAUACUGCAGGCUUUGAGCCGCGCCACCUCUGGUCGCACUAGCAUUUGCAUUGCCCACCGCCUAUCCACAGUCAAGGAUGCCGACGAGAUCCUGGUUCUGGAAAACGGACGCGUGGGCGAGCGUGGCACCCAUGCCCAGCUGCUGACCCAGAACGGCCUGUAUGCCCGCCUCUGGGAGACACAGACGCAGCAGUUUGAUCCCAGCAAAGAGCCCAAGGAAGAGACGGUGGCUGGUGCAGCGUAGGCUUGGUUACCCUACCUCCUAUAUGUAUGUUUGUUUCCAUGUUAAUCCUGGCCCAUUCUUUCGUCCCUGACUUGUCCCCCACCCAAACCCUUACACCCUUAACCCUUUAAGUACCAUUGUGGCGUUUGUAAAUACAGUUGUAGAUAAGCGAAA
Drosophila kikkawai is the source of this 2492-nucleotide messenger RNA. RefSeq names its product ATP binding cassette subfamily B member 7 (gene ABCB7). The record is from RefSeq and is a predicted model, not a curated record. Gene Ontology annotation, biological process: intracellular iron ion homeostasis; transmembrane transport. Lineage: Eukaryota; Metazoa; Arthropoda; Insecta; Diptera; Drosophilidae. Gene Ontology annotation, molecular function: ATP binding; ATP hydrolysis activity; ABC-type transporter activity. Gene Ontology annotation, cellular component: mitochondrial inner membrane.